Messenger RNA from Echinococcus granulosus, 1305 nucleotides. RefSeq names its product HEAT repeat-containing protein 2. Gene Ontology annotation, molecular function: dynein intermediate chain binding. Gene Ontology annotation, biological process: inner dynein arm assembly; outer dynein arm assembly; cilium movement. NCBI's taxonomy places the organism in Eukaryota, Metazoa, Platyhelminthes, Cestoda, Cyclophyllidea, Taeniidae. Gene Ontology annotation, cellular component: cytoplasm. The transcript has 5 exons. The record is from RefSeq and is a predicted model, not a curated record. The coding region runs from base 1 to 1305 and encodes 434 amino acids.
AUGGUUUUUCUGGUGUCUGAGUCAUCACGUAUUAUUACUCUCUUAGCUAGCGGCAGUAAAAUUAAACGUAAAGAGUCGUUGACUGCUAUUGAGCGAGAUUGUGAUGAAAACAUUCAAUACGCAAGCAUAGAAGAAAUCAAAUCUUAUUGCUCCUGGAUCAUUCCACACCUUGUAAAUUUGGUCUCUGAUCCCGUCGAAAGCUAUCGCGAGGGGUCACUUCGUAUUCUCUCCAAGCUUUGCGAAUACGUUUAUACCUCAGAUUGUUUUAUCCCUCACAUAACGCAAAUUUUAGUCAAACGUCUUACCAUAAAAGAAUCUCUUGAAGAAUCCGAAGAGGUUCGUCUUUGCUCAUUGAAACUCCUUAAAAGCAUAUUACAGAAGCUUCAAAAUGGCUCCUCUUGUGUUGAUGACUACUGCCUUAUACUCAGUCAUUCCCUUCGGGACAGUUUCCAUGAGGCGAAGGUUCUCUCUUGUGACAUUCUCCGAGUUUUGGCGAAGAAAUUUCCUUCAUUGUUUUAUCACUCUGCUGAAACCGUACUAAAGCCACUGUUGAAUAAUGUUGUACAUCAGCAACACAAAGUUCGCGUCGCAACCGUGGAAGCUAUCGGUGUGGUUUUCGAAUAUUGCAACGGCAAGUUUGUCGACUAUACAAUCGCUCCGUUGACGCAGCGUCUCUUUGACCCGUCUAUAGCAGUUCGAAAGGCGGUGAUCCAAGUAGUUGGGGAGUGGCUGCUGAAUCUCAUGGACCGGUACUCCUACCACUCGAAAUUAGUUCCCCUAAUUUUGAGUGGAUAUAUUGACGAAUGCGAGGAAAUUCGUGAUGAGGCUACUGCUCUAUGGGAUGAUGUUGGCUUGAAGUUUCAGAAGGAAAAUGAGGAAGAUUUGAAGGAUAAAAUCGACUUUGAUCCCGGAAAACAGUCACAUUAUCCUUCUAAUCAGACUAGACCUAAUUUUGUUCUCUCAUUUUCAUUUUCUAAUCAAGUUGUUUUAAGCCCCACUAGGAAUUCAUUUUCUGUCAUUAUACUUUUGAAUCUCUUUCAUGAAUUACAGCGAUGUUUGUCCACGAAUUUUUGGGUGAUUUCUGGUUCAUCAAAUUCUAUCUCGAGUGGUAUAUUCCUAGAACCUCGACCCACGCUACAUCUUGUUAGCUGCGAUCCUAUUGCAUUAGUUUUUAAUUUAUUUGCACUUUUUCAAUUUCUUAACGAAGAUAUUCACCGAAUCAUUGCUGACCUUCAAAAUAAUUUUUUAUCCUUUAGUGAUGGCUGUUUUUUUUCUAUUCAACUUAUUAAUGGUUUAUUAGAGUAG